AUGGAUAUUGAGUAUGCUGAUAGUGACGUAACAUGUUAUAUGGAAGAAGAUACUUUAGAUAAUGAUGAAGAUAAUUUGGAUAAUGUUGAUGACGACCUUAUUGAAAGAAAAGAAGAUAACGCAGAACAAGCAAAUACGUUCGAUUUGGAUGAAAAAACUGGAUUUUUAAAGCAAAGGAUAGAUCCCAAUAAAAAAAUCAAUGUUUUGUCCACUCUGUCUCAAGAAUCAUGA
Parnassius apollo (apollo) is the source of this 231-nucleotide messenger RNA. NCBI's taxonomy places the organism in Eukaryota, Metazoa, Arthropoda, Insecta, Lepidoptera, Papilionidae. The record is from the annotation of a GenBank genome assembly.